Molecule: messenger RNA, 3918 nt
Organism: Aspergillus ibericus CBS 121593
Lineage: Eukaryota; Fungi; Ascomycota; Eurotiomycetes; Eurotiales; Aspergillaceae
Product: putative VPS9 domain protein
Exons: 3
Coding region: 1-3918 (1305 amino acids)
Biological process (GO): early endosome to late endosome transport
Cellular component (GO): transport vesicle; early endosome; late endosome
Molecular function (GO): SNARE binding; phosphatidylinositol binding; guanyl-nucleotide exchange factor activity
Source: RefSeq, a predicted model, not a curated record
AUGCACCCUCUAAAUCCCUUUCUCCGUGCCUUCUUCCGAAGCACCGUUCCGGGGCAGUGUAUACCCACCGAGAAUCAUGUCCUCCUAGUACCUGUCACAGAAUCCCUGGUCGGUUCGCGCGACCGCGAGUCAUCCCUCUACUACUCCGAUCUCGUCGUCUCUGAAGAGUUCUUGGGCAGCCAUACCUUGCGAAUACCAGUGUCUACCGGAGCCGGUGGGGGAAAGGAUGACUCGAAUAUACGGGACAGUCGGGGCAAAGCCAAACAAGUAACAACUGUCAACGGGCGGACGGUGAUAAUCAAGGAGAAUUCGGUGUAUAGCAAUAAAGGCUUCAAGUCCCUGAGUCAGGCCCAGCUCUUAUCCGAUGCUUUGUAUUACAGCAACAAUAACGACUCGCAACCAUGGCUGAUCUACUAUAUCUCUCGACCGUUGAUCGGCUCGUUCGACCCUGGGAAAAUCGUGACCGCUGUCGUGCCUGGGAUGCUACCAAAGAGGAAUGUUCUAGGCAACGGCACCAAGUCUGGGGAGCCCGUUUCGUCGCCACCAAAGAAAGAAAUCAAGACAUUUGGGGAACUCCUCGCCCACUUCCCAAUGAUCGCACGGCAGAUGCAACCUGGUCUGGAGAGACUGUUCAAAGAGUUUGGGAAGGAGCUGGGGAAGCCGCUGCCUCCUCCCCCUUCCCGUUCUCCUCUCAUGUUCGACGACUACGAGCGGAAACAAAACGGCGAGGAGAUCACCGCUGAUGAAUCCGCUUCUAUUCGCAGCUCGUCAUCCCGCAACAAAGACGGGCUUCCCUUCAACUCCGAGGAGUACUUUGAGGAUGACGAAGACUUGAUGCGUCGUAGUCUGGAGACAGCUGUGACUGCCGCGAUCGACUUGUUCCGGCUAGUGGAUAAGCAGCAGUUGUCUUUUCUUGGUGCCACCACUGAUCUGACGGGGCCACUGGUUGAAAGACUCAUUGAGCGCUACGUCGCUGAACAGGUGCAUGAAUCACUUCUUUUCCCCCGUCUCUGCAGCUUCCGCCAGCCAGAAGAUGCAGAGCUGGAUUCUAGGAUCCGCUACAUGGAAAACAUCGACAUAUCGCAGGUUGGGAUCGUGGUUGAGGGCGGGCGAGAGGGUAAGCGGGAAUUGCUGCAGCGCAUUGGGAGAGCAGUGGAAGAAUUCCGCAAAACGCUGGACGCCAAAUGCCCUCACGACAUGCUAAACACGUUGCUUGAGACGGUCAAGCUGCUGUCGUAUCCGGGAAACUACGAUGGGGUGAACUCGCAUGUGUCGGAAAAGCCGUACGCGCCUAUGACGAUCAAUGCGGACGUCCUGGUUUCAUUGCUGUUGGUCGUGGUGAUCAGGUCUCAAGUGAAGAAUUUGCAAGCGAGGCUGAUGUACAUGCAACACUUCAUAUAUAUUGAUGAUGUCGACAGCGGUGAAAUGGGAUAUGCAUUGAGCACGCUCGAAGCAGUUCUUACUUACCUAGUGACGGAUUCCGCGGGCCUUCGACGAGCCAGUAUCCGGAAUAGGCGCUUGUGGAAUGCGACGAAAGGCGGACGUGUCACGGACAUGAGAGCCAUAUUGGAACCGAAUGGUGAUCAGGAGUCGUUCGAUGAUAUUCCAGGCGAGGCUGAAGAAAGGACUGUUGCAUUUCGAACCCAUGACGAUGACGUUCUAUGCCAAACUCCACACGAGCCCAUGCUUAUACCGGAUGCACUGCCCGAGACAAUAGCUUUCAGCGACACGGCACAUGCUGAGGCACCCUCCGAACCGCCUCCUCUCUCUCAUGUAUUCCCUUUCCAGACAUGGGCGAGCGCCUCCCCUCCGAGAGAGAUCCGACGUCCCAUAAAGAAGGUAUCUAUGGACGUCCGCAGUCUGUCCGAAUCGUCUGCCAUAUCAUUAGCUUCCCGAACGACAGGCAUGGGUUCCAUAUCGAGUGCGAUCGAAGGUGAUAGCUCAAUCGAGACGUUGACCAAGACGCAGGAUCCCGCAGGUGAUUCAAUUCCAAUGAUGGCCGUUGAAAGCCGCCAGCCAGAGGCCUUGAAGUAUCUGCUGAGCCUACACGACUACUAUCCGCUGGCGGAUAUUCUCGAGGACACAAACACCAGUGGGACGACAUUACUGAGUGCGGCGGUUCAGCUCGCUCAUGUCGAGAUGGUGGACAUACUGUUGAGUUUUCUCUUCAGUUCAACCGACAAGCACACUAUUGCCUCGUACUUGCAAAAGUCAGAUAUGCACGGACGUACGGCUGCACACUAUUUGUUCAGUACACCGUCGGUCAUGCGCAGGCUCGAAGGGCUUCUGCCGUGGUGUCAACGAGACAAGCAUGGGCAAACGCCACUUUUUGCUCUGUGUAGAUCCUAUGAUCAUCCGGAUUAUAAAGCAAUGGUAACCGCAGCACUCACGGCCGCGCAGAUCGCCCAAGGCGAUGGCAAACCCUUGCGGCUCGAUAACCAUGUCGACUCCAAGGGCAACACGCUGUUGCAUAUCGUCAGUGACCCGGAAAUCACAAUCCGAAUUCUGCAGGAAUGCGACUGUGAUCCAAAUGCCACCAACGACAAGAGAUUCACGCCUCUCAUGAUGGCCAGCAAGUACGGCCGCAUCGACCAAGUUCGGAUUCUCUUCUUGGACCCUAGAGUCGAUGUUCACCUGAAGGAAUCUCGCGGGCUGACUGCUGUCGAACUUGCAAAAGAUGACGAGGUGCGAAACCGUAUUGACGAUCUCAUCCUUCUCUCCAACCCCCCGUCAGCCUACGACGAACAGUCUGGCCGUGUCACUACCGUGGUGCGCUCGUACUUCGUUGAAGAUGCGACAGUGCGAUUUGUUCUCAAGUCCGGUGCUCCGAACCCAGCAGUGAACUCAGCGGACUCCCGUCCUGCCUCGGGGACAACGUUCACUGUCACCACAUGCCGUCGCACUUUCGCUGACUUUGAGAACCUUGCCACAUGUCUGUCCAUUGAACAUCCGGCUUCUUACAUGCCGUCUUUGUCCGACUUCCGCAGCCCAUUUCAGAUCCAUUCUAAACCGUCCCGCUCCGUACUCCACAACAUGCAAGAAAAGCUUGACAGGUUUCUCAAAGUCCUGCUUUCGCACCCGACGUUUGCCACCCACGAAAUGCUCUGGGAGUUUUUCCUCGUCCCGGAAUUGCAGCCCGAAAUGAUGGCAGACCGCUCUCAUCGCAAAGCCCAGGUCCUCACGGAGUCCAUAAACGACGACUAUGAGCCUGUCACGCCGGAAGGUAUGCGCGAGACGGAGCAGUUCGUCUCCCACGCCCAAGACAUGGUCCGCGCUGUCCACGUCAACACGCGCAGCCUCCUCCGUCGCGGUCACGCUCUUCAAAACGCCGCCUCCGACAUCGCGGACGCUGUAGCGCUCUGUGCCUCCAUCGUCUCAACCCUCAAGGAACCCACCAACGCCCUUCCAGCCUCGCACGUGGAGGCGUUCACUCGCUACGCAACCCACCUCUCCACUUCAUCUUCAGAUUCCUCCCCUCUCCUUCAAUUCCUCACGGCACUAACGUCAAUCGACAACACCACAACGGCAAUCUUAGCCUCCCUCUCCCGCCCAGUCUCGCUCAUCUCCAGCCUCUCCUCGACGAACAGAAGCCUCUCCCGCAACCGCUCCUCCCUCGUGUCCUCCUCCCUACCCCGCAAAUUCAACCUCAAUUUCCCGGGUCUGGAAGAAUCCCGCCAAAAGUCCGUCCGCGAUCUCGAAACCAAGAUCCAAGAGUCCGAAACUCAGAUCGCCCGUCUCUCCCGCGAAAUCACCUGGAACAAGGACGUCGUGGUCGGCGAGCUCGCAGGCUGGACCACCUGGCGCGAGAAAGUCGGCCGGGACGCCAUCCGCUCCUUUGUUCGGGCCACCUUAGUCCGGGAACGCGAACGGGGCAAGCGACUCGAGCGAUGUUUAAGAGGUGUGCGUGAGAUGAGCUGA